AAAUGCCAAACAAAUAUACUGCAAGAACACCAAAGCAAAAUAUAUCAAGAACUCCAAAACAACAACAUAUUAGAGACUUCAAAGAUUUAUACUUGCACCCUGAUAGAGCUCCAACCCGCUCUAUCACAUUUUAA
Dentiscutata erythropus is the source of this 134-nucleotide messenger RNA. The record is from the annotation of a GenBank genome assembly. NCBI's taxonomy places the organism in Eukaryota, Fungi, Glomeromycota, Glomeromycetes, Diversisporales, Gigasporaceae.